This is a messenger RNA of Mytilus trossulus (common blue mussel), 1350 nucleotides long. RefSeq lists its product as uncharacterized. Bases 1 to 1350 code for a protein of 449 amino acids. Lineage: Eukaryota; Metazoa; Mollusca; Bivalvia; Mytilida; Mytilidae. The record is from RefSeq and is a predicted model, not a curated record. The transcript is spliced from 5 exons.
AUGUACCCGAAGAAACAACAGGGGGAAGUGUCAGAAGCCGAUCAACAUGAACUUACGGUAGUGCCGGCAGUGGUUACAGCAGACGACGUAGACACAAGUGGUGAUAUGGGUGAUAAACCUACUGAUGGAGUUGCUUUCACCCUUGGGGAUUGGUACAAAAAGUGGAGCAGAUUACUUAACAGGAACAACUAUGAAGUGAACAAAAAUACACGAGUGUGUUCAAAUCAUUUUGAAUAUGGUCAGCCACGCGAGUUAUCACCACAUCCCAAACUUCAUAUGAAAGGGUAUGAAAUUACAACUCCUAGACGGCUUCUAAUGAGAAAAACUGAAGUGCAUUCAAAACCUGUGGCUUCAAAAAGCAGGAAAAAACUUUCAGAACUUGUAGACUCGGAAAAUGUAAGUCUGACAACAAAUAUAUGUACGGAUUCAAGUACAUGUAAUAUAUCUGAUGAUAUAAUUGAUGAGAAUGAAAUAUCAAAAGAAAGUCUGAGUGCAGAAAUACAAUUCCUGAAAAUCCAGCUGGCUGAAAAAGACCACCAGCUUUCCAGUGCAAAAGAAAAAAUUAAGGAUCUUGAAAAAAAAAAUUCAUUUGGUAUAAUCAGCAUUAAACAUUCGGAUAAUCUUAUAAGGCUACAUACAGGAUUAGCGUCAUAUUCCUUAUUUUGUUGGUUACUUGAUGAAGUUAGGGUACCAGCUUCAAAUAUGAAGUAUUACAAAGAGGUACAGACAGAGAGGCCAUCCUUGGACAGCACUAAUUCUGCUUUAUAUUCUAACUACAAGUCCAGACACACAUACAAAGUUUUAGUUGCAUGUACUCCAGGGGGUACAGUCUCAUUUGUAUCGCAUGCAACAGGUGGUGACAUGUCAGAUGUUGAACUUGUUAGAAGAUGUGGCAUUUUAGAUUUAUUUGAAAAAGGUGAUAAAGUUAUGGCAGAUAAGGGCUUUAAUAAUAAAGAUGACUUUCUACUAGGAGAUGUUGAACUAAUAAUUCCAGCAUUUGCAAGAAAAAACAUUCAGUUUAGGGAAUCCAAAAAUAUCAGCAAUACUGAAAUUUCAAAUGCUCGGAUUCAUGUUGAGCGUGUUAUUGGACGAAUGAAAGAUUUUAAAAUCUUGCAAGGACCAAUUCCAUUGAUUUUAAGUGAUGUAGUUGACAAUAUUGUUUUUGUAUGUGGUUGUCUGGUAAACCUGUCUGUCAAAGGCUCGUCUUUACAUUCACAGCUGCAGAUUGAACAUACAACAGCUGGAUUAGAAGAAGGAUUUUUAAUUUCUAAACAUCCAAGACCACAACAAUCACAUAUUAUUAAACUGUCUGGUGUGGCUGCCAACCAAGGAUUUUCUUUGCAAAUGUGA